Messenger RNA from Melampsora larici-populina 98AG31, 867 nucleotides. RefSeq lists its product as uncharacterized. The transcript is spliced from 4 exons. The record is from RefSeq and is a predicted model, not a curated record. The coding region runs from base 1 to 867 and encodes 288 amino acids. Lineage: Eukaryota; Fungi; Basidiomycota; Pucciniomycetes; Pucciniales; Melampsoraceae.
AUGUUGAAUUCAACUGGCAGAUCAAUUCCUCGCUAUACCUUCCUUUUCAUUACUUCAUACCUACUCAUGAGUGAAUCUCCAGUCACCCAAGCUCAAGCUACUCCUGACCAAAUCGCUCAUGUUAUAUCUAAAUAUGACGCGUUGGAAUUUUCAUCCGGCCGUGCAAAUGGUUUCGGAAUCCCACUCAAAGCUCUAGCUUUACUCAACGUAAAUUAUCCCAAUGGAAGCAUAAAAGAUGGUCAACCUUACAAUCAACCAGAUGUUGCCACUAAGCCUACUAUCAGUGUCACUCCUACUGCCUCUGCUGUGGAGAAUUUCACAGCCCCUAGCCAAUUUACCCUCGUUAUGGCAGAUGCCAACACGAUUGGAAACCCAGACCCACUAGCCGGUUAUCGACAUUACCUACAAAACGGUGUGACUUUUGCGGACCCUUUGCCAAACAACACCUUGAAUAUCAAUGAAGCAUCUGGAAAUGCAGUAACAGUAACCGAUUAUGUUGGACCCGCUCCUCUUGUCAACACAGGAAAACAUCGUUAUGCAAUGCUUUUAUUUGCUCAACCUUUACAAUUCAUUGCCCCUGUGAACUUGUCAGCGGUCAAUACUGGACCUGGGAAUUGGGAUUUGAAGACAUAUGUUACCUCAACUGGAUUAGGAGAUCUAGUAGCUGCAAGCUUCUUUACCAUUCAGAAUGGAACUGGCUCUUCGUACAAUGCGACUGCCAUCAACUCUACCUUUGAUGACCAUGUUGCAUCCACGAAAGCUAAAUCUUACAAUGGUCUCGCACCUGGUCAAUACGUCAACGUAUCUGAUUUGAUGAAGAUUGUUCUUGGAAGUGGAGUCAUAGGUAUUGGCUCCUUGAUGGUUUAA